Triticum dicoccoides is the source of this 2193-nucleotide messenger RNA. Its product is annotated as probable protein S-acyltransferase 3. The record is from RefSeq and is a predicted model, not a curated record. The transcript is spliced from 3 exons. Gene Ontology annotation, molecular function: protein-cysteine S-palmitoyltransferase activity. The coding region runs from base 681 to 1043 and encodes 120 amino acids. Lineage: Eukaryota; Viridiplantae; Streptophyta; Magnoliopsida; Poales; Poaceae. Gene Ontology annotation, biological process: protein targeting to membrane; peptidyl-L-cysteine S-palmitoylation. Gene Ontology annotation, cellular component: endoplasmic reticulum; Golgi apparatus.
GUAAAAACUAGCCAGUCUUUUGGGUAUGAAACCCAUUUGGGCGAGAGUAGUACUAGGAUGGGUGACCUCCUGGGAAGUCCUCGUGAAAGGGUUUCAUAUCUAGCCUACCCCAACUUGUUUGGGAUCAAAGGCUUCGUAAGUAAGUAGCUUAGGUUACACUUUGAAAAUCAUUUGCCUUCUGUAUGCAUCAUGUGUGAUCUCUUUUUGUUCCAGUAGGGACCAUUCAGUGGGAUUUCUAUUGAAUAAGCUUUGAACCUGAAUUGAUAUUUUAUGGUUAACAGAGUUAAGUCGCAGGAAAUAUGUGCUUUUGGUAAUUGAGGUAGAUAUAUGUGUGUUUCUUUUUUGCUGUAAUGUGGUUGUUAUUUUAAUUUAGAAAUUUAACAGAUGUUGUUUGCAUGACAAGAUGUGUACUGUACCUACUUACUAAUAGCAGAAUCUUAAUCCUUCUCAAGCAGUCGAUGGAGACUUGGCAUUCCCGGGUUUACUUUGCGAACAAUAUCAUUUAGGAACUGACUGCCAUUUGCUGAAUUGUUGAAAAGUGGAUAUGAUGGAAGAAGGUACCGGAAAUGUUCUUGUUGUUGUAAGCUAUUUGCAUGAAGCGCUAAAAUGCAAAAGAAAUUUCUUGGAGCAGACAUAGAGGAUUUGACGCUGCUGCUUCUUACCUCUGUAGAGAUCCUGGUAUGGUGCCUCGUAACAAUGAUACUGUAAAUGGAACCGAUGCAAAGGUCAAGUACUAUGACACCUGCCUGCAGCAUCCGCCGCCUCGUUCUUCUCACUGUUCUAUCUGUAACAACUGUGUGGAGCGUUUUGAUCAUCACUGUCCUUGGGUUGGUCAAUGCAUAGGACUGGUAACUAUAUUAAUGCCUAAUAGUCUAAUAUAUUUCAUUGUCAUCCGAAUCUGCAUGGUGAAUCUCUAUUGCAACUUGAUUCGGAUCAUCUACUGUUUUAUUUGUGUGUGGUUUUUUGGCAGUCUUUUUGUCUUUCAUCUCUACCUGAAGAGCACCAAUCAGGUCGCUUCCCUUCCCACCUUUCCUCUGUUUUAAAACUCUUGGUAUUUAAAUCAUUUUUUCGCAACUUCGUAAUUAUUCAAUCCUUCAUCUUUGCAAACAACCUACAAGAACUUUAGGUAUCGGUGCGACCUACGGUCUAACCCAUAUACCAAGAUUGCUUAGAGCUAACAUAGAGGUUAAUUAAAUUAAUCUUUAGUUCUCCUCUGAUCCUCGUGGCGGCGGCACGGGUCAGCUGUUCGGGGACAAGGGGCGCCUCGUCCGGCUGGUCUCCCGGAGGCAGGGACGGCUAGAUCCGGUGGUGGCUGGGCUAGGAGGAGGUGCAGCGGAGCUGGUGGCGGGGUUUCGGUCGGGAUCGUCUUCGAUCUCGAUCGGGAUCUCCAUCGGGGGCGUCGCACAGCGAUGGCGUGACCGGAUCGGUGGCGGGCACCGCUCGGUUCCAGCCAACCGCGAGAUCGGGACGACGUGGCUUUUGAUGAAAAUCGCGCCUAACCGCGGUCAUGGCAGACGACGGCGGCGUCUCGGACGUCGUUCCCUUCUCGAGGCAUCGUCGCUGCAGGUCACGUCAACCUGAUCGGAAGGUUCCGGGGGAAACCCUAGAUCUGGAUCUAUUGGAUCGGACGAUGGCGACGUUUCGAUGUCGUUAUCCCUCCUGGGGGCAUCAUAUUGGAGCAAGUGUUGGCUGGAGGGGACAAGAGGAGGAGCGGCGUGGUAUCUGACACGUCGACAACGGCGGGUCUCAGCGGCAUGGAGCAGCGGGGUCUCGUCGGUGGGUGUGUGAUGAUGGACGAGCGCAGGAUGGUGGUGUUGUCUGGCAUCGUGGUGGCGUCGACGGCAGCUAGACCGGGCAAGGUACAUGCAACAGUACAACACUAAAGAUGGAUUGGUGGCAGAUGGCUGCGGCGGCCUCAUACUCGACAGGCGUCCAGGCUGAAGAGUGCGCCGGACUGGUGGGUGCCCCAUACCUGGCAGGCGUCCUGAUUGGGACCUCAGGUCUUAGAUGUUAGGUUUGGCUGCGAGGUCUGUUUGGUAUUAGGCACAGACUAUCAGCAUCCCUUCAUCAACUGGAUAGGAGUAGCGACAGAUGUUGUCUAGAUGAUGGCUUUAGUCUUACUUUUAUAUGACUUUGUAAGGUCUUGUGUAAGUAAUUAAUAAAGUGGCUGCAUGCAUCGUCCAGAUGCAGAGG